AUGGCCUUACCAGGUCUGGGUGGAUGUCCCUGGGCGCCUGGACAACCACCGGCAGCAGCUGAUGGCAUUUUUGCGGCCUUGGGCUGCAAUCCUAAGCUUGGAGGAUGCCCUGCGAAUCUUCCUGUUCCAGCCCCGACCACGGCUGGCUCAAGCUGCCCAGCUGGAUCUGUGACGGUUCAAAAGGCUUCAUCUAUCGUGUUGCAAGCGGCUCCAGUGAUCAGUCGUGCACCCACGAACACCGCGGCAAAGCCUGAGAAAAGAGCAGCACUGGCCAAGUCCCAGACGGUUGGAUCGUUGUUGUCGGCUUACGACGAUGACAGCCACGAUGAAGCAGAGCCGAGCGAGCCGCCGAACGUGGAGCCGAGCGAGCCGCCGAAAGCGCCCAAAGCUGUGCCCACGGUGGAGACACGAAGUUGGUCGAAUUGGGAGGAUAUGUUGGAGCCCAGACGUCGCCACGGGAUCGUCAUGGGCAAACAGCCGGAAGAUCUCCUCACGGGCUGGCCGGAGCAGUGGGAGCUGAAGAAGACUUGGUUGGAAGAUGAUUCUCAAGAGGCCGACGGGAGGUCCGACCGACGGGGAGAUCCAUUCGGAUGGCCGGCAGAGUCACCCUGUGAGUGUGGCCAAAUCAGGGUGCCGAUCAGCCAAAUCGAAGGAUUUAUAAAAGGAGGGCGUUUUUUUUGGUAA
Molecule: messenger RNA, 684 nt
Organism: Durusdinium trenchii
Lineage: Eukaryota; Dinophyceae; Suessiales; Symbiodiniaceae
Source: the annotation of a GenBank genome assembly